CUGACCGGAUGAUGACAGAAGUUUUCAGUCAAUGUGGCUGCAGUACUUCGUUGUUCAUCCUGCUCCUUAUUGUAUUGCAGCUGGGACGUAUCAACAUUUGAUCUUUCCUCCUUUUCCUGGGGAAGGAAAAGUCAAUAAAACAUUGCUAUUUGACUGACCGCAGUUCCAUCUGGAACUUUGGAUAAGCGACCCGUCGGCCUUCCAUUUGACAGUGUAGACAGCCACUUCGAGCCCGCUGGGCGGACCGGGUUGUCAGCACCGGGGUGCCACCAUGGGAAACCGGGGGAUGGAAGACCUCAUUCCCCUCAUCAACAAGCUCCAAGACGCCUUCAGCUCCAUCGGCCAGAGUUGCAACUUGGAGCUGCCCCAAAUAGCGGUCGUCGGCGGCCAGAGCGCGGGGAAGAGCUCGGUUCUGGAGAACUUCGUUGGCAGAGACUUCUUGCCCAGAGGGUCUGGUAUCGUCACCCGUCGUCCUCUUAUCUUGCAACUUGUUAACAACAAAGCAGAGUAUGCAGAGUUCCUGCACUGUAAGGGCCGUAAAUUUGUGGACUUUGAUGAAGUCCGUCAGGAGAUUGAAGCAGAAACUGACCGGCUCACUGGAUCCAACAAGGGCAUUUCACCCAUUCCAAUCAACCUCCGAGUCUACUCUCCUAACGUGUUAAACCUGACCCUGAUUGACCUGCCGGGGAUGACCAAGGUGGCAGUUGGAGACCAGCCUGUAGACAUCGAACACCAGAUCAGAGACAUGCUGUUACAGUUCAUCACCAAGGAGAGCUGCCUCAUUCUGGCCGUCACUCCGGGUAAUACGGACCUGGCCAACUCUGAUGCCCUCAAGAUUGCCAAGGAAGUGGAUCCUCAGGGUCUGCGGACUAUUGGAGUGAUUACCAAGCUGGACUUGAUGGAUGAGGGGACUGAUGCUCGAGACAUUCUGGAAAACAAACUGCUUCCUCUCCGCAGGGGUUACAUUGGGGUGGUGAACCGCAGUCAGAAGGACAUCGAUGGGAAGAAAGACAUUCGUGCUGCAUUGGCUGCUGAGCGCAAGUUCUUCUUGUCCCAUCCUGCAUACAGACACUUUGCUGAGCGCAUGGGCACGCCACACCUGCAGAAGACACUGAAUCAGCAACUUACCAAUCACAUCCGUGAUACCCUGCCAGGGUUACGCAGUAAGCUGCAAAGCCAGCUACUCUCCCUGGAGAAAGAGGUGGAAGAAUACAAAAACUUUCGUCCUGAUGAUCCUGCUCGCAAAACCAAAGCCUUGCUUCAGAUGGUGCAGCAGUUUGGCGUGGACUUUGAGAAAUGCAUCGAAGGCUCAGGGGAUCAGGUGGACACCUCCAACUUAUCUGGAGGAGCAAAGAUCAACCGCAUUUUUCAUGAGCGUUUUCCUUUUGAGCUGGUGAAGAUGGAGUUUGAUGAGAAGGAGCUGAGGAAAGAGAUUAGUUAUGCUAUCAAAAACAUCCAUGGAGUCAGGACAGGCCUGUUCACUCCAGACUUGGCGUUUGAAGCUAUAGUGAAAAAGCAGAUCAUUAAGCUGAAAGACCCCUGUCUGAAAUGUGUCGACCUCGUCGUUACCGAGCUUGUCACCCUGAUCAGGAAGUGCACUGAAAAGCUUGGAUCAUAUCCUCGCCUUAGAGAAGAGACCGAGCGAAUCGUCACCACCUACAUCAGAGAGAGAGACAGCAAGACUAAAGACCAGGUGCUCCUGUUAAUUGACAUUGAACUAUCCUACAUCAACACAAAUCAUGAGGACUUCAUUGGAUUUGCCAAUGCCCAGCAGCGGACGGCUGCAAAUGCGACUAAGAAGAGAGUCAUGCCUAACCAGGUUAUCCGUCGAGGCUGGUUGACAAUCAACAUUAGCAUCAUGAAGGGAGGCUCCAAGGACUACUGGUUCGUCCUCACUGCAGAGUCUCUUUCCUGGUACAAAGAUGAGGAGGAGAAGGAGAAAAAGUACAUGUUGCCUCUUGACAACCUGAAGCUACGAGAUGUGGAGAAGGGAUUCAUGUCCAGCAAACAUGUCUUUGCCAUAUUCAACACUGAGCAGAGGAACGUGUACAAAGACCUGCGGCAGAUCGAGCUGGCGUGUGACACUCAGGAGGAUGUCGACAGCUGGAAAGCCUCGUUCCUCAGAGCUGGUGUUUACCCAGAGAAAGACCAGCCCGACAAUGAAGAUGCGAUGAUUCCAGGCGACACCGUGUCUAUGGACCCACAGUUGGAGCGGCAGGUGGAGACCAUCCGCAACCUGGUGGACUCCUACAUCAGCAUUGUCAACAAGUCCAUCAGGGACCUCAUGCCCAAGACCAUUAUGCACCUCAUGAUUAACAGCGCAAAGGACUUCAUCCACUCUGAGCUGCUGGCUUACCUAUACUCAGCUGGGGACCAGAGUAGCCUGAUGGAGGAGUCUGCUGAGCAGGCUCAGAGGAGAGAUGAGCUGCUCAGGAUGUACCAUGCUCUGAAGGAAUCUCUGGUCAUUAUUGGUGACAUCAGUACCACCACUGUUUCAACACCUGUCCCUCCACCCGUAGACGACACCUGGAUCAAAGAGUCUCGUCCUGCAGCAACCUGGCCUACCUCUGCGACAGCGCCCCCUCCAAACCGACCCCCGGCAGUCAGGGGACCCACGCCCGUUCCAGCCCCACCCCUGAACCCCUCACCGGCAUUCGGUGCUCCACCAGUGCCUACUCGACCUGGACCACCACCCGCCCAGUCUGGUUUUGAUCCAAACGUUCCACUGAUUCCCUCCAGACCGGCACGUGUGCCUCCUGCGCUGCCACCAGGCAUCCCAAGCAGAAGACCCCCGGCUGCUCCCAACAGACCUACCAUCAUACGUCCUUCAGAACCCUCUCUGCUUGACUAGAAGCACGCACACACACACACAAUAUGGAAACACAUUUCCUUUCGUUUACACUUUUAUAUUUUCAGUUUAUUAUCUGCAGUUAAUAGACAUACUGUAUCCAUUUUGACUGUGUCGUUGAUUCUUGAACGUGCGCAAUGACUUUUGACAUUAUGCAAAGGCUUAAUUGUGAUGAGUCUUUCGGUUUAAGAAACGUCAAACUUUACAUAUAGUGUUUUAUGUUAAAUUUAUUUUAUUAUGAUAGAAAAUUCCUUUUUAAGGUAAUCAUUAAGUGAUUUCUACAUGCUGUUCUCUCAAAAAUCUUACACGCUAUGCCCUUCAAUAUGUAAGUAGCACUUCUUGAUGAGUCAUUUCUCUGCUUUGUUUGGCAGAUCUACAAAAUUAUAAUUUAGGUCACCCUACAGUGGACCAUUUUAGUAGUUGUUCCUUAAUAUUCUUGCACAAUUACUUCCAUAAUCUAGUUCAGCAUCAUAAAUAUGACUUGAGUUUUUAAGUUUUUAUUAUAUCCAUCCCGCACCAGUUUUCAACCUAUGAUGAAGUUUCAUCCUGCCUUGAGUUUGUGCAUCAUGAUUAUCACAUCAAAAGCCAUAAAUAUCCUUUUUUGAGGAAAAAUGCCUGCCUUAAAUGAUGCCCUUAAUAAAAAAAAAUGGAGGAUAUA
Messenger RNA from Phyllopteryx taeniolatus (common seadragon), 3506 nucleotides. RefSeq names its product dynamin-2-like. Gene Ontology annotation, cellular component: microtubule; membrane; cytoplasm. The transcript is spliced from 20 exons. NCBI's taxonomy places the organism in Eukaryota, Metazoa, Chordata, Actinopteri, Syngnathiformes, Syngnathidae. The record is from RefSeq and is a predicted model, not a curated record. Gene Ontology annotation, molecular function: GTP binding; microtubule binding; GTPase activity. The coding region runs from base 272 to 2851 and encodes 859 amino acids.